AUGCUUGAAAAGGAAUUGGAAGCCAUCGUGGACACUUUGUCUUCCGAUGACCUCAACCAAAUAGCGUUGGGCUUAUCAUCACUAGAUAGACUUUUGCAUGACCUUCUACCGAGUAUUCGGAAAUACCAUCAAGGUGCUGCUCCCGAUGCAAAGCUCGCAGGGUUUCUAGCUGCUCAAGACAGUUUUCAGUAUAACUUAGCGGCAGCGUUCAUCUCGGUUUAUAGUGUUUUUGACAACCAAGGCAGUGUUGCGCUGCUUGAGAUGGUGAUUCUUGCCAAUCGACUUCUCCUGGGAAUUUUACUUGUACAUCCAGAAUCCCGCAAGAAUUUUGGCCACAGACGCUCCAUGCUGCUUAUAGUGUCGUUUCUAGACCCUGAACACCCCAUAUACUCCAUUGAAGUGUGUGUAUCCUUCAUAUCUCUACUAGUGCACAUUCUUCUCCAGAACGUGAAGAACAUGCGUGUUUUCGAGCAGUGUCGAGGGUGUCAGAGCGUCGUCAGACAUUUAGACCCUAAGAAUGGCCGUGGGAAUGGAACGGCGCAGCAACAUCUUUCGUUCAAGGUAAUUGAAUUUCUCAUUUUCUAUUUGACAGAUGAAACAGACAUGGGUGGAGCGGGAGAGAUCAAGACGAUUGCGGAGAAGGCGAGUUUAUUCCGUCCGGAAUUUCCGGGUAUUGACGAUCUCAUAGCUAAUCUUAAUGAUUUGGGAAGUCUCUAG
Molecule: messenger RNA, 717 nt
Organism: Sungouiella intermedia
Lineage: Eukaryota; Fungi; Ascomycota; Pichiomycetes; Serinales; Metschnikowiaceae
Source: the annotation of a GenBank genome assembly